AUGUUAGAACUUUUACCUAUCGAUUUUACAUUGACAGCAUUGUCAAAAACAAUCUUAGUCAUUGCUACGAACAUGCUACUCGGUUAUGUAUGGUAUUCACCGAAGUUUUUUCAAAAACAAUGGCUACAAGCAACACUAUGGAAAGAAGGUGCUGUUUGUGAUAAAACAUCCAUUCUGAUGUCCAAUGUUGGAACUUUAUUCAAUGCAUUUCUAUUGAAUAUAUUAUUGAUCGCUUUCGAUAUUCGAAAACAUCAUUUUCUCAGUGCUGCACUAGCUGCAGCUAUCUUAUGUGGAUUUUAUACUUUCAAUGGUUGGAAUUAUGUGUUUUUCGGAGAGAAAUCCGACUACAAACGACGUCGUACAUUGUUUUUAAUUGAAAUUGGUUUUACUUUUGUACUUUAUACUCUUGUAUCGUUUAUAUUAGUUGGUUUUUAA
Messenger RNA from Adineta ricciae, 435 nucleotides. NCBI's taxonomy places the organism in Eukaryota, Metazoa, Rotifera, Eurotatoria, Adinetida, Adinetidae. The record is from the annotation of a GenBank genome assembly.